AAUUAUGUCAAAUCCAAUCCCCAUUGAAAUUAAUUCUGAUGCUGAUGAAUUUCAAAAUUGCUUUCCCUCUAAUACUGGAUCCACAGCCCCUUAAAGCCUGUAUGACAACUCCAACAUUUUCAAAAUCUUGCCUUCUCAAUAAUUUGUCGAUUAAUUGGAAUAAGUAGGUAUUGAUUUUGAAUUAAUUGAAGAUGACGAAUUCGAUUUACUCAAUUAGGAGAUGAAGAAUGAACUACAAAUUGAUAAUUUCAAACCCUCCCUCUUAGAAGCCUUUUAAGUUGACAUGUAUAAUGAAACCAUUUCAUUUUAAGGUCAUCCUAUAUUACACAUGAAAAAUUAACUAAAAAUUCUAGACGUAUGCAAUACGAAUACGAAAAUGCCAAACCCAAGGAAAGAGAGUAUGUUUUUCAGACCUUUAUACUAAAUUACAUCGUCAAUCUAAGUUUGGACAAGUAUAUGCACUACAUACUGGAAAAAAUUAUUGAAGUGGGUAAGUGUGUCAUUUAUUAUGUAGGUCCUCCAAAAUAUAGAAAUAUUAUUUUAGAUCAAAUUUUCAAUAGCAUAAACAAACUUAUCACUGAUCUGUAUGCCUGUAAGGUGAUGCAAAAGGGAUUAGAAAUUAUGGCCUAAUUCCCUCAAGAUUCAUAAAAUUAAUUUUAAAAAUAUCUCAAUUUUAUAAUAGAAGAUAACAAUUUUAUGAAAAAAUUAUAUACUCAUAAAAUUGCCAACUAAAUCUUCCAAAAAAGUUUAGAAGUUUUUGAUGGCAAAAGUUUGCAUUCUCUUUUGCUUAAUUUGGAUAAAUAUGUAAUAUCUAUAAAAUAAUUCUUAGAUAUUAAAUAUUAAUUAAAAAUAAAUUGAACUUUCGACUGACCAAUAUGGAUGCCUUAUAGUAAAUAAAAUAAUCGAAAUAUUACCAAAACAAAUAGACUAAAAUUCAAAAUAAGUUGCAAAUAGUAUAAUCAUGAGAGCCAUUGAGAACUCCUCUUGUUUAGUAAGAAGACAAUACGCAAAUUAUAUCAUCUAACAAAUUUUAGAGAGAGGCUAAGAAUGCCACAAAAGAAAACUUCUAGACGAAAAUCUCAUCAAAGAUUUUGUAUCAAUGUCGAUGGAUAAAUAUGGAAGCAAUGUUGCUGAAAAGGCAAUCAUUUACUCAGGACCUUAAUGGAGAUAAAAGCUUUGGGAAGAAGAAGUAGCAGUCUCCGAAGAGUAAAUCCAAUCCAUUAAAUUAGGUCUUUUCGUAAAUUAGUAAAUGAUUAGUUUGCCAAUUACCCCAUAUAAAGAUUGUACGAAUAUCUGACUUAAGAGUAUCGAAAUGAAUUCUUUGGAUAUCUAUAAAAAUUACAUGAAAGCAACUUCUUGAAUCAUCACGGCCAAAUUGUUUGGAAAUUUGCCUUAGUCAAUCUAAAUAUUAACCGAUUUGCUUAAAGAGCUAAUAAAAACUUAAAUCCCUAAAUCUCUUCUUUUUAAGAAAGGAAUAUCUAAAUAUCACAAUAAUAACUUAAUUAACAAUUUAGCACCAACAAUCAGUAUUAAUAAUAUUAAUCAUUUUUAUAAUAGUAAUAAUAUUAAUAGCAAUAAUAAUAACUUAUGUAUAAUUAUUGGGUAUAACAAUAAUAAAACCCAUCAUAAUAACCUUUUGAUUAUUAAUAAUAUCAAGCAUUUUUAAUGUAAAAUACAAUGCUGGUUUAGUAGUCACAAUAAAUGUAUCCAUAACCCUAAUAAUUUUAUCCAAAUUAUUAAAAUUUAUAAUAAAAUAAUUCUUAAAUUAUGUAGACAUUAAAGAUGGUGUAAAACCAAUCUGACUGA
Molecule: messenger RNA, 1806 nt
Organism: Paramecium octaurelia
Lineage: Eukaryota; Ciliophora; Oligohymenophorea; Peniculida; Parameciidae
Source: the annotation of a GenBank genome assembly